AUUGUCGGAAGCUCGACCGGAGUCACAACUGAACAUCAUCAGUAAAGGAUGGAGCCGCCAACAUCCUCGUCAACGACGGAACAAGGUGUCGGGACAAAUAAUGAACCCAAGUACAAGGGGGUAAGAAAGCGAAAAUGGGGGAAAUGGGUAUCGGAAAUCCGACUCCCCAACAGCCGGGAGAGGAUAUGGUUAGGCUCAUAUGAUUCGGCGGAGAAAGCGGCGCGUGCUUUCGACGCGGCUAAUUUUUGCUUACGUGGCCGCAACGCCAAGUUCAACUUCCCACAGAAUCCACCGGAGAUUGCUGGGGGGCGAUCCAUGAGUGCGCAGGAGAUCCAAGAGGCUGCGGCGAGAUGCGCAAAUGAGGAAGUGCCGAGGAGGAGCUCAAAUCUAUCGAAUUCGCACAAUGCAGCGGCGCCAGAACAGAACUCGUCGUCGACUCCAUCGUCAGUAGUGUCUGAUGGGGCAGUAGCACAAGUGGACACUGAAGUGAUGGAUUGGUCCUUUUUGAACAUGUUGGAUUGCAAUGAAGGUGUGUCUAGUUAUGGCCUCUACGACGGCCUUCUUGGCUACAUGCCAGGCGAACUUUAUGCGCCACCAUCUCAUCAGCCACUAUUCGACGAUAAUUUAGAUGAUCAAACUGGGGAAGAGACAGCAUUUUCAUCACACUCAUCAUUUCUUUGGAACUUCUGAGAAAUUUGUUAAGAGGAUAUUUUCACUCGGGAUGAUAAAUUAGAUGAUAUAUCAGGAGUUCAGCGAAUUUUAAUGGCUGGGCAACUGAUUUUUUUGUUUUACCCCGAUUCACUGAUGAUGAAAUAAUUAUGGAAGACUCAUAAAAAUAAUUCGGAAAGAGAUUUACAUAAAAUAUUAUUUAAUUAAGUUACAAUAUUUAAAAACGUUAUAAUUUAAUCCAGCACUUUGAGGUUUAUUGGUUCUUUUUUGCAGGAUGUGUUCAGAAUUAUCGAGACUUUAGUUCUAAUUUCAAGUCUUCUUUUUCCUUUUCUUGAAAAAAUUUAUCAUUGUUCAAAAAAAAAUUAUAAUUUAAUUAAUUAAAAAACCCAACACUUUCCAUUCUUUCAAAUCAAACAUAUUUUUAGAGAAGGAAUAUUGGGGUGUAGGCAGGGGUUUUGCGUUUGUGCCAUCUUUUGUGUAUGGAUAUAUGUUGGGCAAAGUUACUCUAUUUUUCUUGUUUGGGGAUGAUUAUGAUAUGGUUAUAGGCCAGGUCCAGCAAUUGAUGGUGAAAUAUAACGGUGGUUUUUAGUUUUGUACCCUUUUAGAUGAUAUAUGCAAAAGAACAUCAAGACUGUGGACAGGAGAAACAUGUGCAUGAAUCUUUUUUUCAUGUAGAGAUUCAUGUACCUAUAUGCUAUAGCUAUGAGAAAAGAUAGUUCUCUACAAUUCUCUCAGCUCCACUUUCGGUUGGGUGUUCACAAUUUUCUCCAUUUUUACGCUAAGAUCCCUGUUGUGG
Molecule: messenger RNA, 1465 nt
Organism: Rubroshorea leprosula
Lineage: Eukaryota; Viridiplantae; Streptophyta; Magnoliopsida; Malvales; Dipterocarpaceae
Source: the annotation of a GenBank genome assembly